GUCUCUAGCUCUCAACCUUGCAAGUCUUCUUUGCAAAUCUGUUGUUUAAUUUACUGGUUUUGAUUUGCUUCAAGCGAUUUGUUUUGGGGUUCAUCGCUUGCUCUUGUAAACUAUUUUAACCUCAACCUCUUCUCUUGUGAUUCUUCUCUUAAUAGAUUCGAUACCUAUGCUUUUAUCUACUGGAUUGUUGAGUCUAAAGCCUUGAUUUUGAGCACUAUCGUCUGGGUUUAUCCACAUAAAAUAUCACACUUUAGGAUUCAACAAGAUCGUAUCUGUGUUUGCUUGUUUUGUUCUUUACUUGCCCAAUUGGGUUCUCAGAGUUGUGUGUUGAGAUGCUUUGGUUUCACUCAUGCCCAUCACAUAAAAUAACGUUCUAGACGGGCUGGUAGAGAUGGAUGAAGCUUCUUGUUGGGUUGUUUGAAUUUUCUUGCUGCCUUCUAUGCUAGUAGUACAUGUGUGGUGGUGGUGCUUGGAGCUAGUGAAGAGUAAGAGAGAGAGGGCUAGCUGGUUUCUGGUCUAAUAUCAUAUAUGCUGAAAUCUAGUAAAGAUACUAGUCGUCGAGCUUGUGACUGUUGGAGAAACAGCACAAGAAGAUCCGAGAAGCUUUUCUUCAGAUGUUAUCCGCUGAAAAACUUCCACCAGAUCCCCCAUGUCCUCCUCCAAAGCUGAUCAAAGACGUAGAUCUAUCAAAGCAAACCCUUAUUGAUGAUAACAGCAACAACCCACUUCCCAAAUUCUCCAUAAGAGAUUAUGUUUUUACUGCCCGGAGCAAGGAUCUCAAGACCAACUGGCCUUUUUCUCAGAAAAAUUUGCAACGGUGUAUGAGACAUGGCGUUAAGGAUGUGUUGCCACCAUUUCAGAGUCUCGACUCAGUGAGGAACCAACCCCCUAAGAUCAGAUGUACAGUUGAAGAUGAAAACCGAAGCAAUCUUGAUAUUGCAGCACCUUCUGGGCAUGUCGAUCAUGAUCAUGCGGUAUUAGACUCAUCCAACAAUGCAGAAUUGAAGGAGACAGGGGUAGCAGAAGCUUGCACAGACACUACAACAAUUUCAUGCAGGUCUGAAGGAGAAAAUGAUUUCCCAUCCACAAUUACAAGCGUUUCUCAAUCUGAAAUAGAAGAGUCAGUUCCCAUCAAUAGGCCAUCACGCUUACCAAUAGAAACUGAUACUUCCUUGGAAGCUGCUUCAGUUGAAGUGAAAGCUGCAGGUCCUCCUACUGUUGCCAACAAGACCGGAAGAACAACCCGACCACCCCCGGGUAAGAAGUGCAGAUUGGUAGUGAAAUACAACAGCCACUCAGAGAGAAACUCGAAGGAAGAUAUCGCUUCUAAUUGUUCUACCAUUUCAGAAACAAUGACUUCGAAAGUUUGUCCUGUUUGUAAAACCUUCUCAUCUUCUUCUAAUACCACCUUGAAUGCUCAUAUUGAUCAAUGUCUUUCUGGGGAGUCAACCCCCAAGUGGACUGUGGAGGAGUCUAAGGUAACAACAAGGCAUAGAAUUAAGCCAAGGAAGACAAAAUUGAUGGUGGAUAUAUAUGAUACUGCUCAACAUUGCACACUAGAAGAUCUUGAUAGAAGAAAUGGUUCGAGCUGGGCCACUACUAUUUCAAGUUUUCCUACUAAUCAGGAUAAGGAGAAUUCUGAGCAGAUGCCUGCUGAAGAGAAAAGGCAACGAGUGUCCUCAGUCUAUCCUGAGCCGGAGGACAUUGAUGUUGGUGCAGUUUAUGUGGAUGCCAGUGGCACCAAAGUUAGGAUUUUGUCCAAGUUUGAUGAUGUACCAUCUCCACCAGCUUCUAAAGUCGUUGAGCAUCUUCGACCAAUUAAACAUUUGAAAGGGGGUAAAGGAACCAAAUUCCUUUCUGCCAAAAAGAAAAAGCACCACAAGUACCUUAAACUUGCUCCUCAAAGCAGAAAUCUUUUCUCUCCCAAGGCUCAUUCUUCUGAGUUUCAUGAGGAUGAAGAAAGUUAUGGAGUGAAAGAAAGUUGCAAAGAGGGGAGACAGCAAUUGGAGAAGCAGGUCAAUCCCUAUAAUCCCUUAGCUUUAAGACCGUGGGCAUGCUCCAAACGCACGGGUGUUGGAAAAAAAUUGCACAGGAAGGAUGACCAUCAAGCUGUGAAAAGUAAAUGGCACAUUUCUCCUAACUUUCUGGUUGAGAGGGAUCAAACUUGUAUGCCUGUGGAGGGGAAUUGUGUUCGAAAUUUUUCUGGAAAUCCAAUUUCUUCUCCUGAAAGAAGUGCAAGCACUGAGAACGACUUUUGUGACUCCCACUCCAGUGACAAGAGUGACUGCUCUCCUCAGAGAAAGAGAGCAGGAAGUCCCUUGUCUGAGGCUGGUAUGAGUGACAAUAUUGAGAGGUCCCUUAAGCGAAAUUCUCGUCAGUUCAGCAACCACAGCAAUUUUGCUCAUGAUGGGGACUAUGAACCAAUGUUCAGCAACACUGCAGUUGGUACUGCUGCAAGUCCCGCUGAAAGUUAUGGCAGUCCUGUUGAUGCUAGUGCAAAACCAUCUAAGGGUCAUGGUGCCUCCAGAUCAAAUUCCAUGAAGUUUCCCUCAUCAAAGAAGAUUGCAUCAUCUAUUGGCGGUCAGUUAUCUUUGACUGAAAAUGAUGCUGCUUUUGUUAAGAAAUGUUCAGCUGUUAAGAAGUCUCAAGUGCAUGAAAGGUCAGAAAUUGAUAAAGAGGCAGUGGACUGGGAUUCUGAGGGUGAUCAAGGGUAUGAUUUCAUGUACAAUUGUGCUGGGAAGCAGUCAAGAAGAGGAGAUAAUACUAAUGAAGCAUCUCCUCGCAGAAGCACGGUGUUACAAAUGAGACGAAAUAGAGGCUCCAUAAGUUACUCUGGGAGAAGGGAAACCAUGGCCUCAGAGAGUUCCCAAUUAGCACCCGAGCAUUCUGGAUAUGAUGAGAGGAAAGAGAUGGAUACUUCUGGUACAGGUAGUGAUGAAUUUGUGGCCAAGAUUGAUUGCUUCGGACUUACUCAGAAAGAGGAUCAAAUCCCUGGUGAUGUCAUUAUUACUGAAUCGUCUUCCCUAAUAGGUGUUGGGGAGACUGUUACUAGAUUUUGUAAUCCAGUGGAUCCUGAACUUAACGUGCUGGGUCGUCAUUCCAAAGCCAAAUCCAGUUGUUUUCAAUACAAGGGAUCUUUAUCUGAAACCAAAGCACUGACAAGUCCAACUGAUCCAAGAAUUAAUAAUGAAAAAGACAUGUUUUGUGCUGAUGAAGUUGAAGAUGGUACUGUUGGGCAUAGUGCGGAGGAAAUGGACUCUGAAGUCGGGCAGGGAAGCUAUUUUACUGAGGUUGAUCCAAUACCUAUACCAGGACCACCUGGAUCAUUUUUGCCAAGUCCUAGGGAUAUGGGUUCAGAUGAUUUUCAAGCGAACUCGUCAUUAACCACAAGCCGGGUUCAAUCAUCUCAAGACCAGCUUGAUUUCGUUGAUGGGGAUACUUCAGAUUCACCUAUUUCUACAACAUCAACCAUCUCUCAUUCUACAGGCACAAACCAGGAUCGGAAAUUUUGUGAACCAUUAUCAUCCAAGGGUUCUCAAUCUGUUCAAGAAAAGAUUCGAUCAGGUAUGUCAUCAGGUGCAGCCAGUGAUGCUUCUGUAGAAACUAAUGCUGCUGCACUUCAACAGAUAACUGGCAAUCUAGCAGAAAGGCUUACUUUUGACAGAGAGAACUUCAGAGUUAACAAGAUAUCACUUGAGAAGGGACCUCUUGGCUUCAAAAGUAAAGAUGAUCAGCCUUGCUGUUGUCAAAGAAAGGAGAGAAAUUCUCAGGGUCUUGCUUUGAAUUAUCAAGAAUCACCACUAUUAAGGCGACGGGCAAUGGCUUCGGUGAUACCAGCAACCAUGGGAAAGCAAAUGGGUUGCAGUCCAAACACCAGAACCAACAAUGCAGAGAUGAGGUCCGACACGACAGACAUGUUCUCUCUGAAUGGUUGUCCAACAUCAAGACCGGAACAGGUGUCCAUCCCUGUUGCAAAGUCACCUUCUGUUCCGGUUCCUUUGAAGGGUUCUCCCAAUGGAAAAGGGAAGUUUUCAAGUCACAGUGAUUCUGGUUCUUCUGUUAGUCCAUCUGCUUCUAAUUCCAUUCUCAGGCUGAUGGGAAAGAAUUUGAUGGUGGUUAACAGAGAUGAAGAUGCAUCACCGGUGCCACCUGGCCAGGCCCAACCACAUGCCCAAAUGAACCAUUUAACUUCACAGUUUCCGACAUUCUCAUCAGGAGUUUCUCCUGGAAGUUUUCAGAAUCAGGUCUACCCUUCCUUUCAUCAUAAUCUGGCUCAUGGUUCAGUAAUCUUAGGCCAGGAUCCAUAUAACAAAAUGGGGGAAUGUUUUGAUGUAAUGCCCUCGAAGAGUUUUAGAAGUUAUAUUAAUCCGAAGAUGCCACCAGUGCUUGCAAGAGGACCUCCAAGCUUGUUUCCAAAACAGCAGCAUACAGAUGGUGGUUUUCUGGCAUCCAUGGAAUCUAAGGAGUAUAAAGGUGAUUACCAUUUUCCAAUUCCGCUGCAAAAGUCUGCAAGCAAACCCACUGGAGCAUCUACAUUUCACAAGAAUGCAAAUUCUGCUUCUAGUGGCAAUAAAGAAAUAAUCGUCAUUGAUGAUCUUGAUUGUGAAGCUGAUCAUUUGAAUGCUGUAAACUACUCUGAUCGGUUGAGGGAAAGCCAGGCAGCUUCUUCUGGAAUUUUGAUUCCAGCAGCGUCGAGUUAUAACUCAAAACGACUGAAUCCGCCUUUGUCUUGUUAUCAGUCACCAGAACAACCAUCUCUACUUUGUGGAUCGCCAGUUUUGUACAAUACAAGCUUUCAUGCAAUUCCAUCUAGGCGAGCUAAUGCAAGUCCUGUUACGUGGAACUGUACGACAGAUGGUUCUGGCGUGCUGCAGCGGAGUCCUUUUCAUGCGACAUCAACACCUUCGAGAGGUCUUCAUAUGAGGUCUACACUUUAUAAUCCUCCGAGUUUGUCAUAGUAAAAAAGUUGUGUUUGAAAUGGAUAUUCUCUCCUGGUUUGAGCACAACCAGGCUUUCCUUAACCAAACUUGUACUGAUCGUAAAAGGGAUCCUAGAGUCCUAGUUACUGAUUUCCGGAAACUUCUGGUAAUGCCAAGAAAAGGCGGCCGGCUGAUCGAAGGAUAGAGAGGGUAUAUAGUCUUACUGUACCAGAUGAUGCUGGUUGAAAGUUAUGCAGCUUUUUCAGGCUUCUUCUGCUUAGGCAUGCAUAUGCUUUUGGCUAAACCCAGAAGAGUUUAGACAAUGUAUAAGCAAUAUCAAGGAAUAAUAUAUAGUUGACAUAAUAGCUUGGCUCAAAGCCUCAAAAUUGAUCAAUAUACAGAGUCGAGCAUUUCGAUCUAAAUGGAAGAAGUGUUUAUUUUCUA
Molecule: messenger RNA, 5363 nt
Organism: Rosa rugosa (rugosa rose)
Lineage: Eukaryota; Viridiplantae; Streptophyta; Magnoliopsida; Rosales; Rosaceae
Exons: 4
Coding region: 615-4958 (1447 amino acids)
Source: RefSeq, a predicted model, not a curated record